This is a messenger RNA of Peniophora sp. CBMAI 1063, 1137 nucleotides long. NCBI's taxonomy places the organism in Eukaryota, Fungi, Basidiomycota, Agaricomycetes, Russulales, Peniophoraceae. The record is from the annotation of a GenBank genome assembly.
AUGACGACCUUGCUCAACCACAAUCUUCAACCCUACUCCGGCACCACUAUCGACAAGGAGGAAGACCCAGAGACCCAGCUCUCCCGUUUCGAGCACAACGCCCCAUCUUUCCCACCCAACUACUCUCUCAAGAACCUAGCUUCAAUCACCGCACCCGUCUUCGCUCUCAAACGCAGCCCGCACCAAGAGGUCGCGGACAAGGCCGCUCGAGAGUGGUUCAAGAGCAUCGGAGUCUACGACGAGAAGAAACUCGACAAGUAUCUGAGCGUCGGUCGAUUCGACCUCUUCGCUGCUCUUUCGUUCCCGAACGCCGAUGCGCGCCACCUCAAGACGUGCCUCAUGUUCUUUCUAUGGGCGUUCUCGACCGACGAUCUCUCGGACGAAGGGGACUUCCAAGACUCGCCGAGCGAUGUGCGAGCUGGGCAUGAUAUCAGUAUGCGUCUCCUUCGCGAUGAAGACGUUCCGAGGCCGUCGUAUCCGUAUGCGGCGAUGCUGUAUGACAUACUCCACGACAUCCGCGAGACGUCAAGUCGCGGUGUAUACGACCGGUUCUGCGCCGCAUUCAUAGCGUGGAGCACAUCGCAGGUCCAACAAAGCACCAAUCGCAAAGACCGUCUCUUCCCUCCCAUGGACGAGUUCAUUUUGAUGCGCCGUGCGACGAUCGGAGGUGCAUUAGUCGAGGCCAUGGUCGAGUACUCUCUUGAUCUCGACAUACCUGAGUAUGUCUUCGAGAACGAGAUUAUGAUGGCGAUGUCCGAUGCUGCGAUUGAUAUUAUGACUUGGCCGAACGAUCUGUGCUCUUUCAACAAGGAACAAGCAGACGGCGACUACCAGAACCUAGUCUGCAUCAUCAUGGCCGAGCGCAACGUCGGCCUCCAGUCGGCGAUCGACAUCCUCACAGACAUGCUCUCAGCGCGUGUUAGCGAGUACGCCGAUCUCAAGCGCCAGCUGCCAUCCUUCGGCAAAUACGUAGACAAGCAGCUUGCGGUAUAUCACGAGAACCUCGAGCACUUCGUGCAGGGUACUGUCGUUUGGUACUAUAAUAGCCCGAGGUACUUUCCGCCUGAUGGUACUGCGGUGCCGAGGGACAUGGUGAUAGCAGUCAAUCAUCUAUGCGAUUUGGCGAGGUCGACGUGA